AUGAACGAUCACGACUUGUUGGUGGCCAAAAUUGUGGUUAUUGUGGUGAUGCUGCUGGUCACAUUAAUCUUCUGCUUCUUGCCCUAUGUGCUAGACCGUUGGUUCAAGUGGACCAGACGGGCGAAGAGCAAUGCCCGCGAAUUCUUCGCUGUUCUCUGCCUGCUGAACUUUGGCGGCGGCGUUCUCAUUGCCACCACAUUCAUCCAUAUCCUGCCGGCUGUGGUCGGCGUUGUGGGCGCUCUGCAGAAGUGCCACAUGCUGGCAUGGACGCCAUUCGCUCUGCCCGAGAUGCUGAUGUGUACCGGCUUCUUUGUGAUGUACGCCAUCGAGGAACUGAUGUACUUUGUGGUCGGACGAAGGCAGCGACAGAAGCGGAAGGCAAAACAACUACAGCUGCAACUCAAUAAGGAACAGGCCAUAAUGCAGUGCUGUGAAAAACAAGUUCAACUUAACCAGUCGCCAGUCGAAACGGUGCAAGGCGAAACGGUGCAAGUCGAAACGGUGCAAGUGGAAACGGUGCAAGUCGAACCGGAGCAUGUCGAACUGAUGGAUGUCGAACCGGAGCAGCCCAACUGGAUGCGCGGCCUGGGCAUUAUAGUGGCCCUGUCGCUGCACGAACUGUUUGGGGGCAUGGCCAUUGGCCUGGAGGAGAGCGUGGAUACGGUUUGGUUCAUGUGUGCUGCCAUUGCAUGCCACAAACUGGUGCUGGCCUUCUGCAUUGGCAUGGAGAUAAUGAUGGCCCACACCCGUUGGCUGAUUGCCGUCAUCUAUCUGCUGGUCUUCUCGAUAGUCACACCCAUUGGCGUGGGCAUUGGCAUUGCGGUCACUGAGAAUUCCAGCGCGAAUGUGCCGAGCAUUCCGGCGGGCAUCCUGCAGGGCAUCGCCUGCGGCACACUGCUCUAUGUGGUCUACUUUGAGAUUGUGGCCAAGAAUCAUGCUGGCUGGCGCAUAUUCCUAUGCUCAUUGGGUGGUUUCCUGCUCAUGUUUGGCCUACAAAUUGCAGUUGUUGAAGCCGCUGGCAACAGCUCAUAUGUAUGUCCGAAUUGA
Messenger RNA from Drosophila grimshawi, 1047 nucleotides. It is a transcript of the gene Zip42C.2, whose product is annotated as zinc transporter ZIP1. Gene Ontology annotation, biological process: zinc ion transmembrane transport. The record is from RefSeq and is a predicted model, not a curated record. Gene Ontology annotation, cellular component: plasma membrane. Bases 1 to 1047 code for a protein of 348 amino acids. The transcript has 2 exons. Gene Ontology annotation, molecular function: zinc ion transmembrane transporter activity. NCBI's taxonomy places the organism in Eukaryota, Metazoa, Arthropoda, Insecta, Diptera, Drosophilidae.